Drosophila subpulchrella is the source of this 4003-nucleotide messenger RNA. It is a transcript of the gene Pka-R2, whose product is annotated as cAMP-dependent protein kinase type II regulatory subunit. The transcript is spliced from 10 exons. NCBI's taxonomy places the organism in Eukaryota, Metazoa, Arthropoda, Insecta, Diptera, Drosophilidae. Gene Ontology annotation, cellular component: cAMP-dependent protein kinase complex. The record is from RefSeq and is a predicted model, not a curated record. Gene Ontology annotation, biological process: regulation of protein phosphorylation. The coding region runs from base 354 to 1487 and encodes 377 amino acids. Gene Ontology annotation, molecular function: cAMP-dependent protein kinase regulator activity.
CGGAAUCGGAAUAUAGAGGCUUCUGCUAGCGAUAUAUUUCACCGUUCGCACUUGUUUACGUUUGCCAUUAAAAAUAUUCAAAAAAAAUCUACCAAGUAACAGCGGUUGAAUCGCCGGUGGGAAAGUUGUAGAACGUGUGCCGUUGUGCGUCGGUGGAUUGGUGAAUUAUGUGCGUUUAAAAAUUGAAAAACCAUAAAGAGCGAGAGACAGGCGAAGGAAAAAGGCCAAGAAGAAAUAGCAGAAGAAAAGCAGGAGGAGCAGGUGAAACAGGUGGACGCAGGAGAUUCGCCACCAAAAAAAAGGAAAAACAACAUCGCCAGCAGGUGACAGCCAAGCAGAAAGUCAGCACAAAUAUGUCAAGCGAUUCGAGUCGAAGGAUCCAGGUGCCCGAGGAGCUGAAGGAGGUGCUGCUGCAGUUCUCGAUCUCCUUUCUGGUGGAACAGCCCCCGGACGUGAUCGAUUAUGCCGUCGAGUACUUCACCAAGCUCCAGGCGGAACGUCCAAGUGUCUCUCACACGGAUGCCAGUACCGAUGACCAGCUGAGCGUCAACUCACAGGAUGCCGAUGCAGAACCACCAGUGAUGGCCAGCUCGCGCCGCAAAUCAGUCUUCGCCGAGGCCUACGAUCCGGAGGCGGAUGACGACGAUGAUGGCGCCACCGCCGUGUUCCCCAAGACAGACGAGCAGCGGGCCCGGCUGGUGGAGUCGGUGAAGAACGUCCUCCUCUUCCGAUCCCUCGAAAAAGAGCAGAUGAACCAGGUCCUGGAUGCCAUGUUCGAGCGGAAGGUUCAGCCCGGCGACUAUAUCAUCCGCCAGGGCGAUGACGGCGAUAACUUUUAUGUUAUUGAAUCAGGCGUCUACAAAGUCUUUAUUAAUGACAAGCACAUUAACACCUACAAUCACACUGGACUCUUUGGUGAAUUAGCGCUGCUCUACAAUAUGCCCAGAGCGGCCACCGUGCAGGCGGAAACGAGUGGUCUACUUUGGGCCAUGGAUCGCCAGACCUUCCGCCGCAUCCUGUUGAAGUCCGCCUUCAGGAAGCGGAAAAUGUACGAGGAGCUGUUGAACAGCGUGCCCAUGCUGAAGGCCUUGCAGAACUACGAACGCAUGAAUCUGGCGGAUGCCUUGGUUUCAAAGAGCUACGACAACGGUGAACGCAUCAUCAAACAGGGUGACGCCGCCGACGGCAUGUACUUCAUCGAGGAGGGCACCGUGUCCGUGCGCAUGGACCAGGACGACGCCGAGGUGGAGAUCUCGCAGCUGGGCAAGGGCCAGUACUUCGGGGAGCUGGCGCUGGUGACACAUCGACCCCGGGCCGCCUCCGUCUACGCCACGGGCGGCGUUGUGAAGCUAGCAUUCCUGGAUGUCAAGGCAUUUGAGCGUUUGCUGGGUCCCUGCAUGGAUAUUAUGAAGCGCAACAUUGACGACUACGAGUCGCAGUUGGUGAAGAUAUUUGGCAGCAAAAACAAUAUCACCGAUACACGAUAAAAAGUCUGAACAACCAACCAAGAAAACAAAAACCACCAUCAACAGCUACAGCUACAGCUACAACAAACAGCAACUAUAACUAAAAUGAAAGGUCACUUGCAGGCUUCUUAGGAUUUUAUUUUGUAAACAUAUUUCUUUCAAAUUGAGCAAUUCUACAGACAGAAAAAUAAGAGCAAAGAACACAACCCACAACAAAGCACAAAUACCAAACAAAAACACAAGGACACAAAAAUCAUUUAAACUUAAUCAUGAAUAUUUGAUAAUUGAAAUUAAUCUAUAAUACUACGAUAAUAAUAAUGAUGAUAAUGAUAAUGUUGAUCAUGUUGGGGAGAAGCUAAGCAAUGUUUCUAAUCUAAAAAACAAGAAGAGCUAACAAGCGAGUUAAGAAUUGUAUUGUAUGUAUUUAGCAAUUGUAAUUUGUAAUGUAUUUAAUUGGGCAAAAUGAAUUCAAAUGCAAUCAGCAAAGAGAAACAACAAACGAUUGGCUCAACGGAAAUGUUAAAAAUACUAAUUUAAGUUUUGUUUAUUCAUAACUUUUUGUUAUCCAUUGAUUUAUUCAUAAUUUAGAAUAUAAAGCAAACACUUGUUUCAUUGGCUGCUAAUUAACUGAUAAGCGAAAAGUAAGCAAAAAUAUAUCAAUUAAGAGCAAAUUGAACACACACACACAUCAGCAAAGAGUUUCCCCACACAUAUGUACGAAUAACGAGAUAUCGAGAGGGAUACUUACCCAAAAAUCGAAAGGUAUUCGCCUGGGGAAACCCCCCCACCCAAAAACUAACAACCAUUAAUGUAUGUACUAGUCUAUACAUGAAGCAGCUGGACAGGUGUUUCGGCCAUAGGAGAGUAGGGAAUGAUAUCAGAUUUGCAGGUCCCCGAGAUGUAGGUUUUCCACUUCCUAAAGCGAUCUCACUGUAGGCACACGAGAAUGUUAUUGUUAUCCAGUUCUCGGAACGAAAUGAAAACAAAUAAGUAAUGCUAAAGGCACAAUCAAUAUGUUGCAAGGGAUCAACUUAGAAAACUUUGAGAAAAACUAGCGAAAAAUACGAAAUUUAGCAGAGAGCGCGGGGCGAGAUCCGGGAAAAGUUGUGUGCACCAGGGUGACUUUCGCUUGAACCGCUUUAAAUAUAUAUAUAUAUACAAACAUAAAUCAUUUAUUUUCGGGCCAUAGCGAAUACGAAUCAAAGCAAUAUCGACGGCCUGGAUAAUGUGUACUUAGUAUAUCCCUGUUUCUGUUGCUGUUCAAUACCCUAUCCUACUUAUACCCAUAUCUCUAUUUAUAUAACUGAAUGAGCUUAAACUAUGGUAAAGCCUAACCUAUACCUAAACGACUCCAACUACUUUAUAUGAGUGUAACCGUAUUGUUUUGAACAAACAGCGUAACUAAACAAAUCUUAGUGGGAUAAUCAGUAAACUUGCAUAUGUAGGUAUAAUAUUAAAUUAAAUCAAUUCAACUGGCAUACCAACAGUCGACAGGUGUUCAAAGCUAAAAGAAACUACAUAUAAAGAAACCGAAAAUAUCAUAUAUGUAAUAUUGCUACAAGUCGUUCAAAUUGUCAGCAAGGAAUAAUAAAACUAAAAUAUAUAUGAGUAUGUUUUUAAUCUUAAUUGGUGUCUAGUCUAUGUUCAAGACUUUAAAGCAACAAAAUUCUUGGAAAUUUUCGAAACAAAAUGAAAAUGAACGUGAACGUGAAGAAAGAGUUCAAGAAAUACAUAAAUAAUAACUAUUGUAUCAAGCGAGUAAAAUUAUAGAAAUUAAUUAAGAUGCAGAAAGUGCUGGCCAUUUUCUUCCACAUACCAACUACAACAACAACAAGCACACACACACACACACACACACAACAUCUACACACGCACACACAAGCCAUAUUUAAACUUUCCAUCAAGCAAAGCUCAAAAAGAAUAUUUAAAAAAUCGUUGAAAUCACCGAUGACAAACUCUUAACGCGCAAAUUUCAAAUUAAAGUCACUGAGAAGAGAAUACAUUAACUAAAAAUAGUAAAGCCUAUUCGUAUUUUAACUGUUGUGUUGUAAUUAUGCAUAAAGCGUAUUUAAUUAUGUAUGUGUAACAAAAAUAAAAAUGAAAAACAAAUACAAAUACAAAAACAAACGAAAUGAAAAACAAAAAAGAGUAUGUAUUAAUAAAGAAACAAAAAAAUAUUUGCAAAAUUUUAAGGUGUAGACACUGAAAAAAAAGAGGAAACACAAAUUUGAUUUAAAUUAAGCGCCGAAGAAGCUGCAAUAACACAUUAAAAAGCCAAUCAAAUUCAAAGUUUCCUGCUUUUGCCAUUAACAAAAUUUCUAUGAUUUUCGUUAUCUUCAUUUACCGAUGCCAAAACAUUGAUUUAAAUAACCAGCGGCUAAUACAAUGGCAUAGAGAGUUUAUUUAUAAGACCGAAGCGAUAAUGAUUAUUAAAAUAUGAAUGAAUUCAACUAACUUCAUAUUAAGAUGUCCUUGUUAUGUCGCAAAGAAUUCAUAAAAAUGAAAGUAAAAAAUAAAUGAAAACCUGAAAAAGCAAA